This is a messenger RNA of Protopterus annectens (West African lungfish), 2236 nucleotides long. RefSeq names its product zinc finger AN1-type containing 5 (gene ZFAND5). Gene Ontology annotation, molecular function: DNA binding; zinc ion binding. Bases 416 to 1042 code for a protein of 208 amino acids. The record is from RefSeq and is a predicted model, not a curated record. The transcript has 7 exons. Lineage: Eukaryota; Metazoa; Chordata; Ceratodontiformes; Protopteridae.
ACCAAUCAGGAAAGCCUCUGGUUGCUUUCGUGACGUCAUUACCACUCCUGUCUACUAAAGAAGGAAAGCAAAAAAAGAAAAAGGAAUCUGAAGCGCGAGCACUGUUUGAUCCUUAGACUAGGAGGAUAAUAUAAUCUUACUGUACUUUGGUGCGCCGUAAAUAGCGGUCUGUCGAGAAGGAAGGAGUAGGAUCGGUGGCUCUUCGAGGAGAUACAGUACAUCCGUAGUGGGAAAAGUGGUAGUUGUAGUGUUUGCAAACGGUCGGCAUUUAUUUGGAUUUUUAUCGCAUAAUCUUGCUUAAAUAGUUGCUCCUUGAAAUUUUGGUGACACUUAAAGAAAACAAAGGAUUGUACUUGGAAACCAGCAGACACGUUUUUGUGCAAACUUGACAGCUUAGCUGGCUUCCAUUUUAGUAAUGGCUCAAGAGACUAACCAGACUCCUGUCCCUAUGCUGUGUACCACUGGCUGUGGAUUUUAUGGAAACCCUAGGACUAAUGGAAUGUGUUCAAUUUGCUAUAAGGAACAUCUUCAGAGGCAGAACAGCGGUAGAAUGAGCCCACUAGGUGCUACUGCUGGUUCUAAUAGUCCAACCACAGAGUCCAUUACCCAAAGAACUGAAGCUAGCUACUGUGAAGCACCCAUUAGCAGCACAAUGGAAACAUCAAGGAAUAUGCCACCAGCAUCGCUACCAGUAACGCAACAGAUGACUGAAAUGAGUAUUUCCAGGGAAGACAAAGCAGCUUCACCAAAAGCAGAGGCAGCAGAGCCAGUUGUAACUCAACCAAGUCCAUCAGUUUCACAACCCAGCACAUUAGUAAAUGAAGAGACACCAGAACUACCCAAACCAAAGAAGAACAGGUGCUACAUGUGCAGAAAGAAAGUUGGCCUUACAGGUUUUGACUGCCGUUGUGGGAACUUGUUUUGUGGACUUCAUCGUUACUCUGACCAGCACAACUGUCCUUAUGAUUACAAAGCAGAAGCUGCAGCAAAGAUCAGGAAAGAGAAUCCAGUGGUUGUAGCAGAAAAAAUCCAGAGAAUAUAAAUUAAAAUUUUAACACUUGCAGAUAGACUAUUUUUUUAAAUAUAUCUUCCGGAAUCCAUACCCAGAUGCAUGAAUGAAUUUUUUAUACUCUUUUUGGUUCUUAAUGAUUGCACGUUACUUCAGGCAGAAUUGCAUUUGUGCAGUCCAAAAAAUUAUUCACCUUAACUUGGCAUUUUGUAGAGAGUGACAUAUAUUACAUUAAUAUGUGCCAAACCUCGAUAGAAGCUAUGAUCCUAUUGUCAUCUAUGUAAGAUUUAACACAUUUGCAUAAGGGAUGCAGUAUUGGCUUUUUUUCUUUAUCACAUUACUAUUAAGAGAUUUGUGUUUCUAAGCUUGUGUACAUUCAUGUACACUGUACAAGAAUGAGUGCAAUAUUUAUACACUGGUUUUGGAUCAUUUUGUUAAAUGUAUGUUUUAAGCUUUGUUUUUAAAGUGCUGUUUUCAGUUUGCCUACUGACAGGAGAUGAAGCAUACGCACUACCAUCACUGGGCUUUCUAGGUAACCAUACAGAGCUACAGAUGUGUCAUAGCAUAAAUUGUUUACAGACAGCAGUGUGUGGUUUUGGUGGUCACUGUACAGCUAGUAGUUUUGUGCAGUACCCACUUAGAAUACUGUAUCACAGUUAUGUUUCUUUAUAUAGCUGUCAAAGGGGCAACCCUGCUUCUGCAUAUAGAGAUUAUUAAUGUAGCUGUUGAACACCACCUUAGAGGGCAUUCCCCUUAAUUCCAGAGGGCUGCUGUGUCAUUCUUGUACUUGGGUGUAGGUUUCUAGUGUUGGGUGUAUUGCAUGGAUUGCAUUUAAAUUGCAUUUUACAAAAUUCUAAAAGCAGUAUACUUCACGAAUGCUUGUUUGGUAAGCUCACUGUGUUCUGAUGAAAGGUUUUGAUGUAUGAGGCGCUUUUUUCCUUUUGACUAGACUACUGCUACUGUAAUGCUUUUGUAAAUAGUUCCAUAUGCAAGCGUAGACAUUACUUUUUUUCUUCAAUUUUCACAUUUAACUUGUUUGCUCUUGUUUUCACACAUUUCAAAUGUCUGUACAGUAUUUGUAUUUAUGUGUACUCAUAAUCACUUCAUUUAUGCUGUAUUGUAUUAUGUAAAUAAAAUUAUGUACAGAGAAUUUACUUUGCAGGGAUGGUUAGCAGUACCUUCUGAUCUUGUUCAUAAAGUACAAAUAAAGGGAUUGAUUCCAGAAAA